UCUAUCAACUAGUCCUGGAAGAGAACAAACUCUUUGGAGAAUAACAUUUUAUUGUGGCCAUGCCAGAACCCACUAAGAAAGAAGAAAAUGAAGUGCCGGCCCCAGCCCCAGCCCCAGCCCCACCCCCAGAAGAACCAAAAAAAGAGAAGGAAGCUGGAACUGCACCAGCAAAAGAACCAAAUAAAGAGAAGGAAGCCGGAACUACACCAGUAAAAGAACCAAAAAAAGAGAAGGAAGCUGGAACUGCACCAGCAAAAGAACCAAAAAAAGAGAAGGAAGCCGGAACUACACCAGCAAAAGAUGAAGAGGAAGUCUUCCUGCCUAGUGCCCUACCUCCAGGUUUGGGUAGUCGGGCCCUGGAAAGAAAAGAUUCAGAAUGGUCUCUUGGCGAAUCACCUGCCACAGAAGAUCAAGAUAAACAGAAUGCCAAUUCUCAGCUCUCCACCCUGUUGGUGGAAAAGCCUCAAUCAGGAACAGUGAAAGUUGGUGAAAAUAUCACCUUUAUAGCCAAAGUCCAGGCUGAAGAUCUUCUUAGAAAACCCACUAUCAAAUGGUUCAAAGGGAAAUGGAUGGACCUGGCCAGCAAAGCUGGGAAGCACCUCCAGCUGAAGGAAACCUUCGAAAGGCAUAGUCGGGUGUACACGUUUGAGAUGCAGAUCAUCAAAGCCAAAGAGAACUUUGCAGGAAACUACAGAUGUGAGGUCACCUAUAAGGAUAAGUUUGACAGCUCUUCAUUUGAUCUUGAAGUACUUGAAUCUACUGGAACUACUCCCAACAUUGACAUCAGAUCUGCUUUCAAGAGAAGUGGAGAAGGUCAAGACGAUGCAGGAGAACUUGACUUUAGUGGUCUCCUGAAACGUAGGGAGGUGAAGCAGCAGGAGGAAGUACCCGAGGUAGACGUGUGGGAGCUGCUGAAAAAUGCAAAACCCAGCGAGUACGAGAAGAUCGCCUUCCAGUACGGCAUCACCGACCUGCGCGGCAUGCUCAAGCGGCUCAAGCGCAUGCGCAGAGUGGAGAAGAAGAGCGCAGCUUUUGCAAGAAUUCUUGAUCCUGCAUAUCAGGUUGAUAAAGGAGGCAGAGUAAGGUUUGUUGUGGAACUGGCAGAUCCAAAGUUGGAAGUGAAAUGGUAUAAAAAUGGUCAAGAAAUUCGACCCAGUACAAAAUACAUCUUUGAGCAUAAAGGAUGCGAAAGAAUCAUGUUUAUCAAUAACUGUUUGCUAACAGAUGAUUCGGAGUAUUAUGUGACAGCUGGUGAUGAGAAAUGUUCCACUGAGCUCUUUGUGAGAGAGCCUCCAGUUUUGGUGACCAAACAGCUGGAAGAUCUGAAUGCUUACUGUGGGGAGAGAGUGGAAUUAGAAUGUGAGGUGUCUGAAGAUGAUGCCAAUGUAAAAUGGUUUAAGAAUGGUGAGGAGAUCGUCCCUGGUCCAAAAUCAAGAUACCGAAUUAAAGUUGAGGGCAAAAAACACAUUUUGAUCAUAGAAGGAGCAACAAAGGCCGAUGCUGCAGAAUAUUCUGUAAUGACCACAGGAGGACAAUCAUCUGCUAAACUUAGCGUUGGCUUGAAACCCCUGAAGGUAUUGACACCCUUGACCGAUCAGACUGUAAAACUUGGAAAUGAAAUCUGCUUGAAGUGUGAAAUCUCUGAAAACAUACCAGGAAAAUGGACUAAAAAUGGCCUACCCGUUCAGGAGAGUGACCGUCUAAAGAUUGUUCACAAAGGAAGAAUCCACAAGUUAGUGAUAGCCAAUUCUCUCGUUGAAGAUGAAGGUGAUUAUGUGUUUGCACCAGAUGCCUACUCUAUCACUCUGCCUGCCAAAGUUCAUGUUAUCGAUCCUCCUAAGAUCAACCUGGAUGGUCUUGAUGCUGACAAUACAGUGACAGUAAUAGCAGGAAACAAGCUUCGUCUUGAGAUUCCUAUCUCUGGAGAACCACCUCCUAAAGCCCUUUGGAGCCGAGCAGAUAAGGCUAUUAUGGAGGGUGGCCGGAUAAGGGCAGAAUCUUAUCCUGACAGCAGCACUCUGGUUAUUGACGUAGCAGAAAAAGACGACUCUGGUGUUUACCACAUAAAUCUGAAGAAUGAGGCUGGAGAAGCACACGCAGCCAUCAAGAUUAAAGUUGUGGACAUCCCUGAUCCUCCAGUGGCACCAUCUGUGACAGAUGUGGGAGAUGAUUGGUGCAUCAUGAACUGGGACCCUCCUGCCUACGAUGGAGGGUCCCCAAUUUUAGGAUACUUUAUUGAAAGGAAAAAGAAACAAAGCUCCAGGUGGAUGAGGCUGAAUUUUGAUCUCUGCAAAGAAACGACGUUCGAGCCCAAAAAGAUGAUUGAAGGCGUGGCCUAUGAGGUCCGCAUCUUUGCGGUCAAUGCCAUUGGCAUCUCCAAGCCCAGUAUGCCCUCCAGGCCUUUUGUUCCUUUGGCUGUAACCAGCCCUCCAACUCUCCUGGCUGUUGACUCCGUAACUGACACCACUGUCACAAUGAAGUGGCGGCCCCCUGACCAGAUUGGUGCUGCAGGUUUAGAUGGCUAUGUGCUAGAGUAUUGCUAUGAAGGAAGUGACAACUGGAUAAAAGCAAACAAAGAGCUGAUCGACAAGACCAAGUUCACCAUCACAGAUCUGCCGACAGAUGCGAGGAUCUUUGUGCGUGUGAAGGCCAUGAACAAAGCCGGUGCCAGCGAGCCCAAGUACUAUUCUCAGCCCAUUCUCGUGAAGCAAAUCAUAGAGCCUCCAAAGAUUCGCAUCCCAAGGCACCUGAAGCAAACCUAUAUCCGCAGAGUUGGAGAAGCUGUCAAUCUGGUUAUACCUUUCCAGGGAAAACCAAAACCAGAAUUAACUUGGAAGAAGGAUGGUGCAGAAAUUGAUAAGAAUCAAAUAAACAUUCGCAACUCUGAGACUGAUACCAUCAUAUUUAUCAGAAAAGCGGAGAGAAGCCACUCUGGAAAAUACGAUCUGCAAGUCAAAGUGGAAAAAUUCAUGGAAACCGCAUCAAUCGAUAUCCAGAUCAUUGACCGUCCGGGUCCGCCCCAAGUGGUGAAGAUUGAAGACGUCUGGGGAGAGAAUGUUGCUUUAUCAUGGGCACCACCAAAGGAUGAUGGAAAUGCUGCCAUUACAGGGUACACGAUCCAGAAGGCUGACAAGAAGAGCAUGGAAUGGUUCACUGUCAUUGAGCAUUAUCACCGAACCAGUGCCACCAUUUCUGAACUGGUCAUAGGAAACGAAUAUUACUUCCGGGUCUUUGCUGAAAACAUGUGCGGCCUCAGUGAGGAUGCAACGAUGACUAAAGAGAGCGCCGUGAUUGCCAAGGACGGUAAAAUCUACAAAAAUCCAGUGUAUGAAGACUUCGAUUUCACAGAGGCGCCCAUGUUCACCCAGCCUUUGGUUAACACUUAUGCUGUAGCUGGUUACAAUGCCACCCUGAAUUGCAGUGUGAGAGGAAAUCCUAAGCCCAAAAUAACCUGGAUGAAAAACAAAGUUGUUAUUGUGGAUGACCCAAGAUACAGGAUGUUCAGCAAUCAAGGGGUCUGUACUCUGGAGAUUAGAAAGCCCAGCCCCUAUGACGGAGGCACUUACAGCUGCAAAGCAGUCAAUGACCUUGGGACAGUGGAGAUCGAAUGCAAACUGGAGGUGAAAGGUGGCCUUUCCUUCUGCAGGCUCCUCUUGCAAGGCGUGCCUCCUAACAUAAUUGAUUCAUAUUUGCGAGACGUGCACUCAAGCAAUCCUGAGGAAUACUAAGGGCCUGGGCACAGCCUCUCUGCGCUCCACUGCUUUGAAAUCUGGUUGCAAUGAGAAAGCAUUUUCUGUUUUUUCCACCAGGCACCCAAGUGUGGUCAUUUUCUUUCCUCCUAAUGUUGAAGAAAAAAAAAUGUUUGCAUGGAUUGCUUAAUUAAAAAUUGCAAACAAAAAUCUCA
Molecule: messenger RNA, 3904 nt
Organism: Diceros bicornis minor
Lineage: Eukaryota; Metazoa; Chordata; Mammalia; Perissodactyla; Rhinocerotidae
Gene: MYBPC1
Product: myosin binding protein C1
Exons: 33
Coding region: 60-3728 (1222 amino acids)
Molecular function (GO): protein binding
Source: RefSeq, a predicted model, not a curated record